Molecule: messenger RNA, 1453 nt
Organism: Carassius carassius (crucian carp)
Lineage: Eukaryota; Metazoa; Chordata; Actinopteri; Cypriniformes; Cyprinidae
Product: translocating chain-associated membrane protein 2-like
Exons: 11
Coding region: 81-1193 (370 amino acids)
Biological process (GO): protein insertion into ER membrane; SRP-dependent cotranslational protein targeting to membrane, translocation
Cellular component (GO): endoplasmic reticulum membrane
Source: RefSeq, a predicted model, not a curated record
GCUCGCUAAAGUUUGGCGUGAUUCGUGGAAGUUUUAGAUUUGGAGGAAAAAAGCUCAGCUAAGAAUCAGGAACUUGUAAAAUGGCUUUUCGCAGGAGAAACAAGAGUUAUCCUUUCUUCAGCCAAGAGUUUCUCAUUCAGAAUCACGCGGACAUUGUGUUUAGUUUGGUGAUUUUCGUUUUGAUUGGACUGAUGUUUGAGACCACAGCGAAAACAGCCAUUUUAUUCAUCCAGCCUCAGUAUAACAUCAGCACCAUAAUCGCAGAUGGAGAAGUGACUCUGUAUCAUUAUGGAUGGAAAGACUGUGCCACUGUCCUCUUCUAUCUUUGUAUCACCAUCAUUCUUCACGCGGUGGUGCAGGAAUAUGUGCUAGAUAAGGUAAACCGACGUCUGCACCUGUCAAAGAGUAAAAACACAAAGUUUAAUGAAUCCGGGCAGCUGUUUGUGUUUUACCUGGUGUCCAGUUUAUGGAGUCUCUAUGUCAUCGCCACAGAGGGAUACAUUCUGCAUCCAAGCAGCCUUUGGGAGAAUUAUCCUCAUGUUCACCUGAGGUUUCAGGUGAAGUUCUUCUACCUCACACAGCUAGCGUACUGGUUUCACACACUACCUGAACUUUACUUCCAGAAAGUAAGAAAGGAGGAAAUCCCGCGUCAGCUGCAGUAUGUCAGUCUUUAUCUGUUACACAUUCUGGCUGCAUAUCUGUUAAAUUUGACGCGGGUCGGGCUGGUUUUGUUGUUUCUGCAGCAUCUUUCUGAGAUGGGUUUCCAUCUGUCUCGACUGUUUUACUUCACUGAUGAAAGCCACCACAAACUGUUUGAGAUGUGGUCCGUUGGGUUCGUCCUGACCCGGAUGAUCACUCUGACUCUGAUGUUCCUGGCUGUGGGCUUCGGUUUGGCUCGUUCUGAAAACCAGAUGCUUGAUUUGGAGACGGGAAACUUCAACACUCUUUCUAUCAGGCUGCUGGUGUUGAUCGUGGUGUGUUUCACUCAAUCGUGGCUGCUCUGGAAGUUCUUCCGUUUCCAGCUGAGCCGAACACGAGAGCUGAGACUGGAGCAGGCGGCCCGGAAGAGAGCGGCCGCUAAACAACACAUGCAGCGCACGCUCAAACGAGAUUCAGUUGGUCACCAUGAGAAUGGACUGAUUAAAGCAGAGAACGGCACAUCUCCUCGUCUCAAGAAAAUCAAAGCACCGUAAACUUCAGCCCCAUUCCAGCGGAUGGCCUCCACACAUCGACGGCACAGGAACAGGAAACAGUUCAUCUGCCUGCUGCUUCCUGUUUCCACAUCAAGAGAAGUGCAUGUGGCGUUUCUCAGAGGAAGUGACGACUGCACCCUCACCGGGCUCUGGUCAACGUCCUAAACUUCUCUUUCCAGUUUCAGUAUUCAUGUAAUUUCUUCUGCAUAUGUUUGUAAACUUCACUCAGUCUUUCUUUAUUAAAGCGCUGUUUUGAGGUU